UUGCUAAAUUAUAUUAAUCAUGAACAACAUCAAUAACGUAGAACAGACUAGCUAUUUCAAUGGAACAACUUCCCAUCAAAUUGGUGACCUCUCAGAAGUUUAUAAAGGUCAGAAAAAUAUGAAAAUCGAAGCAGGCGCUUGUGUACAGCAAAAGUCAAGAAUGAUCAGAAUUAAGACCAGUGAGGAAAUUGAGUUCUUGGAGGAGCAGUUCAAGAAGGACCCUGUCUGGUCCAGGAAGACAGUCCAGUACUGCAAAAAGUUCCUUAAACUACGUACUCACCAAAUCUACAAAUGGGGCUUUGACAAGAAGAAAAACUUGAAAAGGAUGGAAAAUGAGGACAAAGCCUCCAUUAAUAGAUUUUUUGAUGCUGAAUUUGAGCUAAGCAAAAUCUUUCCAGUAAGAAAUUUGGGAGACUCCAUUGAAGACGCUAGCCCUGAUGUUCUAUUCGAUAGCCUCGCAUGUCCCGAAUUCGACUACAACAAAAUCGUUGAUGAGCUCGUCAGGACGUCUAAAAAACUCCAUAACCCCAACAAGUUUAGAAGGUCCGAUCUUGGGGAGGACCGGAAGGAUUUCUGACAAGAAAAAUUUUCAUUGAAGAAUUUUGAUACCGAUGCGCACAAAAAGGAAGUAGAAGAAACAACUGAAGACUCUGGGAAGGACCCUAUGGGUAGUCCUCAGCCUUCUAACCUAUUCAUGGAUCUCUGCGAAGGCCGUGUAUCCAAGGAAACUUCUGAAAAUGAGCAUACUUUCAAAUCCAGCCAGUGAAUGAUUUACGAUUCAGCAGUGCAUCCAUUUUUGGAAGAUUAUCAAGAGGUUGAUUUACAAAGGGAUUAUAUCUUUGAGAAAGAUUCUUUUCUGUUCAAGGACUGUCAGGCCUUCUUAAAUUAAGCUAACUCGCUACAAUAGGCUAUAAGUGUAC
This is a messenger RNA of Moneuplotes crassus, 920 nucleotides long. The record is from the annotation of a GenBank genome assembly. NCBI's taxonomy places the organism in Eukaryota, Ciliophora, Spirotrichea, Euplotida, Euplotidae.